Megalopta genalis is the source of this 5166-nucleotide messenger RNA. Lineage: Eukaryota; Metazoa; Arthropoda; Insecta; Hymenoptera; Halictidae. The record is from RefSeq and is a predicted model, not a curated record.
GUUUAUUAUUCAGUAUUGUACCGUCUAUCGGAUAGAACAGUGCGCGUGUGUGCACGCGGACGUGUAUAGGGAAGGUUAAAUUACUUUUCGAAAUGGAUCGAAAGUGCAUUUUCGCUGCUGUUAAAAGCAGAAGAUGACGAAGAAAUUCUGUUUAGAAUUUCUAACAAAAUGAAAGAGAAAGAAUGCUAAAGAUGUACGGUGUGUCAUGUAACUGGUGGUACAAUGAGAUAGGUGCUGUCAUUUAGACGUCAAAAACGCUGUCGGAUCAACCGAUGUUUGCCGAGCCAAUACCGAACGUCACCGUGCCAGUGGGGAGAGACGUCAGCCUACCCUGUGUCGUCGAAAACCUCGGUAAUUACAAGGUGGCGUGGGUGCACGUGGGCCGGCAGUUGUUGCUCACCAUUCACACGCACGUGGUCGUGAAGAUCCCACGGUUCAAGGUGUCCCACGACAACCAGAAGACCUGGCUGCUCCACAUAAACAGCGUGCAGCAAGACGACCGGGGUUACUACAUGUGCCAAGUGAACACGGUGCCCAUGAUGAGUCAGGUCGGCUUCCUGAAAGUCGUCGUGCCGCCGAACAUAUUGGACUCGCUGUCUACCGAGAGCGCGGUGGCGGUUCGGGAGCAUCAGAACAUGACGCUGACGUGCAAAGCGGACGGAUACCCGACGCCGAAAUUAACGUGGAGGCGGGAGGACGGCCAGGACAUAAGCCUCAAUCGGCAUAACAAAGUGUCCAUGUAUGAUGGCGAGCAAUUAAACAUGACGAAGAUCACGCGCAACGAGAUGGGCGCGUACCUCUGCAUCGCGAAAAACGGCGUGCCGCCGACAGUCAGCAAGAGGAUCAUCGUCAACGUCGAAUUCUCGCCGAUGAUCUUGGUACCGAAUCAGCUGGUGGGCGCGCCAGUUGGCACCAACGUGACCCUCGUCUGCCAGACCGAGGCUUAUCCACGGGCGAUGAACAACUGGCACCUAGAGCGUGAGAUGAUACUCUCGAACAACAAGUACACGACGAAGAUCAUGGAGAACAGUUACAGGGCGACCAUGGAGCUCACCAUCAGCAACCUGCAGCUCGGCGACUUCGGGAGCUAUCGUUGCGUCAGCAAGAACUCGCUGGGCGACACCGAGGGCACGAUUAGGUUGUACGAAAUUGCGAAGCCGUCCGAGGCGCCGAAGGCCACGGAGAUCAAGAGCAGCGCCAACAAAGAAGGACAACCGAGCACGCCGUCACCAGCAACCGUGUGGCCCUCCUCGUACAACCCGUACAAUACGAAAAGGACAGAGAGGCCACCUCCCCCGAGCGAGGAGAGGGUCGAGAGGCCAGAGCAGAAGCUACGUGGUGGCCAGAGCACAGGGAGCGCGUACAUCAUCAGGUGGAGUGCCCCGCAGCUGAUGGUCGUGGCGGUGCAGUACAUCCUCACGGGGCCCUACAUGCCCCCUUACGUGGCCCAGACGGCCAAUUAGGGCACCGGCUAGCAGGAUCACGGAAGUCGCGAGCCGUGUUCGUCCAGGACACUCCAUCGUGUCCUCGCGAACCGACGGAGCUGCAUACGAACGGACGAUGCGCCGGCCCGGCGCGGUGCAUUCUCGACGCGCCGAGCGCGUUGCGUCGACGACACGCGGUAAAAAGAACGCGCGCGCGGAAAUUUCGAGGGGAUAUUUCGUGUCCGGGGCGAUCGACGCGGUGGAAAUUUGUGCGCUUUUAUGCUAGCGGGAAUCUCGACGCGGGGUGUCGAAUCGAACGCGCGUUUUCGUUGCAUCGGUCGACGUAAUCGGUCGCGUUUCGAUUCGUUCGGAUUCGCGCGAGACCGCAUCGACUUCCACGACGACGUUCACGCGUUCGGGGGAAUUUCGUUGGUGCUUCGGCGGGAUUUAAUGGCCCACGUUGAUCGUCGACGAGGAGAGACCGAUCUGAUAGCCUCCGUAUGAAAUUCGCGCGGAUUGACAGUUCGACCGCGGUCACGUUUCACGGCAGCAGACGAAAUUAUUUGCCGAGGUCGGCGGAUACCUUUAAUUGGAUUGUUAAUCGCAAUCGAACAUUAAUUAGGGUAAUUGAAUUACGGAUCGGAUGCCGCUGGAUUACGGGCUUAAUUAGUAUCGGAUAUUUAUUGUGAGGCGAAUUAUCUUGGUGAAUUAUUUGUGGGAAGUAAUGAUGUAUGAACGCCGCGUUCCAUCGCCCCCACUCCCCCCUCCCCCGCCCAGGCCGUACGCUAAUAUAACCGCGUGACGUUUCGACGCGAUUGCCGCGGCUAAUCGCGAUCCACCGUUCGAACGAACGAGUCUUCGUGACGGACCGAUACGGGAUCUGAGAGCGACGGAACGGUCGCGUGCAACUUCGAACGCGGACCCUCGAAACAGACACGAUGUUAUGGGAACGAGCAGGUACGACGGAGAACUUUUUCCAAUGCACACCGCUACCCGCCGCGUAAAUUUAUGCGAUCCGCAUGCUACGCUGGCCACGCGAGUCCACUCUUUUUGAUACUUUUAUAACCCGUCUCGUGACGUAAGAUCGAUCCGUUAAUGGCUCGACGAACGAAGUCGCAAGCUGUCUCCCGUGCGAAACGAGAAAACCGAGCGACGAAGAGACUUGAGAGACUUGUACUCAAAAUAUCCUGACUCAGCCGUAAGAGAUGUUCCCCUCUCCCUCCCUCCGGAUGGAAGGAUGCGCAAACUUCGAAACUAUGGUGCAUAUAUCUCGAGCCAUGGAGAAACCAUAGUCGCCUGGUGGGACUAUCCGUGUGCGAAGCACUAUCGGAAACGUCAGCCAACGAAACUUACUCCGCAAGCCAAGCUCUCGCUGCCCUUACUCUUUCGUGGCUUCGGCUCUUCGCCUGCUGACUACACUCGUCGGCUUGCAAACCACCGAAGACCGCCUGUCCGCGAAAGAUCUGGCCCGUGGUGCGCGAUUUACACCACGGCUAUCGUCGUCGCACGUCGUUGCAUUCGACCAACGCUGGAAUCGAGCUUCGAGGAAUUGUAGAAUUUUCCGGCUAAGCUGGUCGAAGCGAAAGCUGUACGUCCGCGACGAUAAUUAGUAGAUGCUAAUUGAGACAGAAAGGUGAUUGGGGGAAUCGAAGAACUAUCGGAAUCGAGGACUUUGGACAACGAUCUGUAAUCUGAUUGUUUUGCUUUUAGGAUUCUUGCCGGUUGAAUCGAAAGCAAAAUGUCGAAAGAUCUCGGCGAAAGUUUUAUUCGGAAAGAUGCGACUUGAAUUUUGCUUAUCGUCGCGAUGCAUCGACCAAUCGCGAAGCAUUGUUAUUGAGCUGUUGCAAAGUUAAUCUAUUAAGUGAAAAUGGUUUCUCCGGAUGCAUUAGGCUGAAUGUAAAGCCCUAAACCCAUGACAAAAAUGAGUAGCUGCUAAUUGAGACAGCAAAAUGAUUGGGGGCGCCGAAAAACUAUCGGAAUCGAAGACCUUGGACAAGGAUCUGUAAUCUGAUUAUUCUGCUUUUUAGAUUUUUAAGCAUUGCCGCUUGAAUCGAAAGCAAAAAGUCGAAAGAUCUCGGCGAAAGUUUUAUUCGGAAAGUUGCGACUUGAAUUUUUCUUAUCGUCGCGAUGCAUCGACCAAUCGCGAAGCAUUGUUAUUGAGCUGUUGCAAAGUUAAUCUAUUAAGUGAAAAUGGUUUCUCCGGAUGCAUUAGGCUGAAUAUAAAGCCCUAAACCCAUGACAAAAAUGAGUAGCUGCUAAUCGAGACAGCAAGAAACAUGCGAAAGCAAUUGGUUAAGUAGAUUUUGAGAUACGAUAGUCACCGUUUUGAAAAAAAAGAACAUACUUUCGAGAAGAACUUCAUAAAAUUUCAAGUUUUGCACACCAAUACCGAGCAUUCAUAUGUAUAUCGUGAAACUGUAACUUUCUAAAUUCUAAAAAUUCAGACAGAAGAUUUUGCGGACGUAGCACCGAGCCUAUGUUUUUCGAGAGAUCGCGACAGCUAAAUUAGCAGCACGGUUCCUGGAGUAAAAACCAAACAAUUCGAAGAUUAGCCUAUUGGCUAACUGGUUAUGUUAGCAGCACGGUUCCCGGAAUAAAAGCCAAACAAUUCGAAGAUUAGCCUAUUGGCUAACUGGUUAGAUUAGCAGCACGGUUCCUGGAAUAAAAGCCAAACAACUCGAAGAUUAGCCUAUUGGCUAACUGGUUAAAUGAGCAGCACGGUUCCUGGAAUAAAAGCCAAACAAUUCGAAGAUUAGGCUACUGGCUAACUGGUUAAAUUAGCAGCACGGUUCCCGGAAUAAAAGCCAAACAACUCGAAGAUUAGCCUAUUGGCUAACUGGUUAAAUUAGCAGCACGGUUCCUAGAACGAAAGCCAAACAGUUCGAAGAUUAGCCUAUUAAUAAGAUUGCCAGCUGGCGGAACGCCUGAAUCCGGAAGCAGGGAGCUAAAAAAUGAUGCAUCGGAUUACCUCGACGCAGUGUGCCGCAGCUGAAUUAUUCCGGGGGAGAAGGGUCGAAAGUGGUCGAUUCGGAAUAGCAUUGUCCCUCUGGAGGACGUGCGUGAGCUGCGUGGACAGGCUUCCUUGAAUGGGAGCCUCGUGGCAGCGACUUUUCAAGCGAGCAGAAAGUAGCAUUCAAGUAGACAACUCCCCGGGGGAAGGAGAGCUGGCCCGCGGGGGGCCAGGGGGUUAGGUGGCCGGGGAGGGAUUUGAUUAAUGCUUCGGCACGUGAAAAAUGGUGCGAGCACGGUUCUCGCGUCCUCGCGGAAUCAUGAGGGUGCCACGCGGACCGGCAGCGCUCGGCGCCCCUGGAUAUCCGCAGAUAUUUUUUAAACCACGCUCGAAGAGCCACGGAAAAUCCAAUUAUCGAAACCCGUGGACGGAGGGCGGCCGGGGGGGUGGAAGGAAAUUUCAUUCUCGUUUUUCAAAAGGUCAUCCUGCCGCGAACGUUUCGGCCGACCGCGAUCCUUCGCGCCGAUAUUAACGCUAGAACCGAGCAAUCAAGGGUGUCCGGCGUUUUCGGGGCAACGAAUGCGCGUUUCAACGCGAUCGGCCGGAACGUCCACUUUGUCCGGGCUUAACUGUUUCGAAUGCAACAACGGUAACGGACUCGUUACGAAGAUUUCGGACGUUGUUCAACGACUAUCUGUUCUCGAUACAGUACAUUCUCGCCGAUUGUCCCUCAGCUUUUUUAACAAAAACGAACAAUUCGAAUCGACAAACUUUAAAACAUUUUGCGUUAAC